AUGUCAGAGCUCCAACAGCUUGCGACGACCCUGCUGACCGAUGUAACCCACUACACGCUCCGGGGCAACACCCCCGCUGGCGUGAGCGAAAACAGCCGCGCAGCGAUCAUGACAACGGCCCAGGCUAUCAUCAACCUUGUGCGGUGUGAUACACACUUGGAACCCAUGGACGACUGCGUCAAGAUCGGGGAAAUGGUUGCGAAGCAGAUGUUCACGCACGGAUUGGUGUCCUACGCCAAGCUGUCCGACUAUUUCCGUCAGUAUGGUCGUUCGGAGCCACGAGGACCAACGCCUGUGCCUUUCUCCUUCGCGUAUGGCCAGCCGGAGAAGACGAUUUGGGAUGUCGCUUACCAGGAUCCGGAGACGAAGCGGGUGUUUAUGCGAGCGAUGACGGCCAUGGCAGCCGUCUCUCCUGUUUGCGGUUUGUACGACUUUUCCUGGGUUGUGGAGGCGUCCAAGGUGGAUGAUGGCCGUCGCAUGCUGCUGGUCGAUGUUGGCGGAGGAAACGGCCAUGCGACGCGUUCCAUCGCGAGCAGUGGCCUGCCCUUGCAGCGGUGCGUCCUGCAGGAUAUGGAGGUGGUCAUUAACGAGGUCAAACAGGCUGACGAGAUGGGUGGGGUAAAACUGAUGGCCAUCGACAUGCGCAAAGAGCAGCCAGUUAAAGGUCCGUCCGGCCCGGCCUCUAUCGAGACCAGCUGA
Molecule: messenger RNA, 699 nt
Organism: Colletotrichum chrysophilum
Lineage: Eukaryota; Fungi; Ascomycota; Sordariomycetes; Glomerellales; Glomerellaceae
Exons: 2
Coding region: 1-699 (232 amino acids)
Molecular function (GO): O-methyltransferase activity
Source: RefSeq, a predicted model, not a curated record